Messenger RNA from Bipolaris victoriae FI3, 681 nucleotides. RefSeq lists its product as hypothetical. The coding region runs from base 1 to 681 and encodes 226 amino acids. The record is from RefSeq and is a predicted model, not a curated record. Lineage: Eukaryota; Fungi; Ascomycota; Dothideomycetes; Pleosporales; Pleosporaceae. The transcript has 7 exons.
AUGGGGAACGCAAUUUCCGAUAUGUUGAAGGAGGCGGAUGAGAACAAGGAGACUGACGCCAAAGAAGAAUUAGAAAUGUUGCAAGAGAUGAUCAACGCAGUCCUAGACAGAUUUGAGAGUGAGAUCACAGAGAAAUUCUUGAAUGCAGAGCCUACAGCGAAGACUGAAGUUCCCGGGAUCCCUCCCCUUUGGAAAAAACGUUUCUCAGCAGGCAAGAUUCUAGAUAAACCCGCAGAUGCAGUUGGUGGUGCUAUUGAUGCCAUUUUUGGAGCUGUCACGGGAGGCGGUACGAAAGAGAAACUGGCCAAUGGAUUCAAGAAGGUUGUAGGGACUGCACUGAACCAGUUCCUCAGCAAUACGGAGAUCGGCGUCACAAAUACAAAUAACUACUUCAUUUAUGUGCACCAUGACGCAAUCGUUCGCAUCGAUCUCAGAAUGUGGCGAUGGAAUUUUCCUAGUGGAGGCUUCAAGAUUGUUGAUAAAGGUGUCCUAGGAUACAUCUACUGUAUUUCAGUAGUUGAUGUUGGCGUUCUGAAGAUUCCAGAGUUUAUUUACCUCAUAAGUGAACACGCUGGAGACGAAGAGAACGAAGUCGAGCAUUACUGCGAGCAAAUGGGUAGGAUAUAUGCCGCCGCACGCAAAAAGAAACUGAGCGAAAAGGCCGCCAUCACGACGAAAUAG